GGUAGUUAAAAUACAUCUGGUGCAUCCUAGUCCUAUUUUUAUGUUUAUUACUUUGUGAAUUACGUUGGAUAUUGAGACAAAUGUCUGAAAAACAGGCAAGUGUGACUUCUUCCAUUGAAGAUGCCGUGAAAGAGCUUUUGUCGAUGACAAAUGCUGCUGUAAAAAAGUUGACAGAAUCUACCAAAGAGGAAAAUGGUGCCGCAGAACAACAACAAUGUGAUGAUGCAAAUUUGAUUCAAUAUCAGGCUGACAAGCGUUUACUGGAAAUGCUGUCGGAUACUCAAGAAAGUCACUCAUCAGGAGAAAGGGAAGAAGAUGAUGAGUUAUACAAGGAAGAAUCUAAUCAAAGUGUGACAAGUGAUCCUGUUAAAAAACUCGAAGAUGGAAAAAUAGUUGAUGUCACAAAUGUUUUAGAAGAAGAACCAAGGAGUGAAAUAAGCAUUUUAGAUGUAGGGGGUGGACAGCCAGACACAAUCUCCUCAAUUUCGACACCGUCUACUGAUUCGCUUGAAAAUACUCACUCAUCUUUAGAGGGGAAAAAAAUGAUGAAUAAUCAGGGGUCAAGUUCUAGCAAUUCCCAGAGUUUGGAAAUUCUGAAAUCUACCACAGGAACACUGCCUGGAGAUUCUAUCCUUUCACCUAUUUCAUUUCCUCCGGGCGACCAGAGUAGUCAUCUUGAUGAUGGAGAUUUACAACUGGAAGAUAGUGGAUUCAUUCCGAAAGCUGAUAAUGGCAAAGAGCACAAGACUUUAACUAGCAGUGUAAAAUCCAUCUCAGAUCCUUCUAGUCCACAAAAUUCUACUGGAAACAGUUCUACUGCAAGUGAAGUUUUGAAGCAGUCAACUCGGGCUCCAGAAAUUCUGAAUUCAGCACGUUUAAGACAAUCAAAUUCUCAACAAUCCAAAUUGGUGAAAACUAUAGAAGUUUCAGAUGAAACUGGUCUUUCAACGGUAAAGCAAGACGAAGAAAAAUGGAAUCAAGAUGGACAACCCAAAACUCGCUUCAUCAUAAGAAAAAGCAAUCACACUCCUUCUGAACCUAUCCCAAAGCCGACUCAACAAACAACACGUAUACCUCAUCCUGCGAAACAAAAGGUCAGGAUUCCAAAGAAAAAAUUGAGAGAAGUCAAAUCUCCUGCAUAUGUGAGUGGAAAUGGUGAAAAACAACAUGGAAUAUCUGAUGAAAGGAAACGCAUUAUUCUUCCAAGAACAACUCUUGCUCAAGGACAGGAAGUUGGCAAAGAGUCAGAUAAAGAAAACAAAGAACAUAAUAGCAGUUUAAAAAUCAUCAAAUCUGAUAAGGAUAUCGCAAAGAAGAAAUUACUCGAAGCCAAGGGACCUGGUUUGAUCAACCAUACAAAGAGAGUCGUGACGGCAAAUAUAAUAGAAGGAAAAACUAGAUCCAAACAAUCAGAAGAAAAUGGGGUUGUAUCCACUGCCAGUGCAAUUGCUGCUGCAAUGGCCUCUGCUACACCUAUGUUACAGGUGAAACACGAUCUCGAAUCUCAAGUAAAAAGACUGACAGAAAAAUUAGAUGAAUUAGAAAAACAGAAACAACAGCAAGAAACAUCUCGCCAACAAGACAGAGCCGAUGUUUUAGAGAGAAAACUCGAACAAUUAACUGCACAACGACUCCGAUCUCUUGAACAAUUGCAGGAACAACAAGCUGCAUGGCAGACUCAUUUCCUUCGGGUUAUAGGAAGCAUUCAAAAUUCACAAGACAAGCUUUCCAGUGCUGCAAUUGAGAAAAGAAAUUUCUUGCAAGCAGGUGGAAGAAAUGUGAGAUUCGAUGGUCUUCAAGAAAGCCCAAAUGUUCUUCAAACUCCAGCUCCUCGCACACAAGCACCCUUGCCUAUCGACACAAAGAAAACUGCUAAAGGGAUGUCACCUGGUAACGGUUACCUUCUGAAAAAUAUUCUCGAACAAAUGGACGUCAGCACUCCCGGUCCAAGUCCAGCUAUUCCUGAUCGGAUGAAAUCACUUCGAGAUCCACUUGCAGACUUGACGCCUGUCAGAGGUCCGACAGAGAAGCUUGGAGAAAAAUCGAUUGAUGUACGCAAAUAAAAAUAAAAGUGCAACUAGCAUUUUCACCCGAUAUGUUCGCCUUCCUUACCA
Molecule: messenger RNA, 2114 nt
Organism: Styela clava
Lineage: Eukaryota; Metazoa; Chordata; Ascidiacea; Stolidobranchia; Styelidae
Source: RefSeq, a predicted model, not a curated record